This is a messenger RNA of Engraulis encrasicolus (European anchovy), 1165 nucleotides long. RefSeq names its product UBX domain protein 2A (gene ubxn2a). Bases 111 to 866 code for a protein of 251 amino acids. NCBI's taxonomy places the organism in Eukaryota, Metazoa, Chordata, Actinopteri, Clupeiformes, Engraulidae. The record is from RefSeq and is a predicted model, not a curated record. Gene Ontology annotation, biological process: nuclear membrane reassembly; Golgi organization; autophagosome assembly. The transcript is spliced from 7 exons. Gene Ontology annotation, cellular component: nucleus; cytosol. Gene Ontology annotation, molecular function: ubiquitin binding.
GACGUGAAGCGCCAGCAGUGAUGCAAAAGCAGUGCGUGACUGAAACUUCAUGGGCUUAAUAUCGGAGCGACUUGCAAGAACAACUGAUCAGAUGGACACCAGACACCACAAUGAAAGAUUUUGAUACGAUAGAAGGGGUCGAAAAAGACGCAUGGUGUGCCGGGGUGGAGAGUGAGGAGCCGGAGGUGCCCAUGCGGCACAGCUUCUCCGUGGAGGACCUGCUGGACGAGGUGGAGAAGAUCAGCAGCGUCGCCUCAGGAAACCAGAAGAUAGAGAUUGUGGUGCGGCUGUGGAAGGAUGGCUUCACCGUCAACGACGAGGAGCUGCGGAGCUACAUCUCCGAGGAGAACCAGGAGUUCCUGGAAGCCAUCAAAAGAGGGGAGUUGCCAUUGGAGCUGGAGAGCCGAGCGGAGGAGGAGGAGCUGGAGGUGAAUGUGGAGGACAUGAAGGAGGAGAUGUACGUCCCUCGCAAGAAGAUCUUCUACCCCUUCUCAGGCAGAGGCUACCGGCUAGGCAGUGUGGCUCCUCGCGUGGUGGCGCGGUCCCGCUCGGUGCACGAGGAGGCGUGUGAGGCUCCGGUGCCCAGCGUGGCGCUGCAGGAGGACCAGCCCCUCACCUCCCUGCAGAUCUGGCUGGCCGACGGACGACGUCUGGUGCAGAAGUUUAACCUCUCCCACCGUAUCCGUGAUGUGCAGGAGUUUGUGGUUGGCACGAGGGCAACAGAUGACCCCUUCAUCCUGACGACGUCGCUGCCGUUCCGGGAGCUGACGGAGGAGGCCGUGAGCCUGCAGCAGGCUGAUCUGGCCAACGCAGUCAUCGUGCAGAGGCCCCUCGCGCACACACACGCACCCUUCGGACACUCCUGACUCUCUCUUGCCAUGUCUUAGACGCAGGCACGCACGCAUACACGCACGCACGCAUACACACACCUUAAAUAUGCUCACAUGCAUAGACACACACACGCACCCUUCGGACACUCCUGACUCUCUCUCGCUAUGUCUUAGACACACACAUGCACGCACGCACGCACGCACGCACGCACGCACGCAUACACACACCUUAAAUGUGCUCACAUGCAGAGACACACACGCGCGCACGCACACACCUUAAAUGUGCUCACACGCACAUGCAUACACACACACACACACACACACACACACACACA